Corticium candelabrum is the source of this 1479-nucleotide messenger RNA. Its product is annotated as N-acylneuraminate cytidylyltransferase-like. The transcript has 3 exons. The record is from RefSeq and is a predicted model, not a curated record. The coding region runs from base 55 to 1278 and encodes 407 amino acids. NCBI's taxonomy places the organism in Eukaryota, Metazoa, Porifera, Homoscleromorpha, Homosclerophorida, Plakinidae. Gene Ontology annotation, molecular function: N-acylneuraminate cytidylyltransferase activity.
UUAGCUACAACUGUCGGGCUGUAGAUACCAACCGUUUCCCGAUGAUUGUUCUCCAUGAGUGAGCCAUCGAAUAAGAAAAGAAGGAACCAACGAGCUCUCGGGCUCAUUCUUGCCAGAGGAGGCUCGAAAGGAAUCGAACUGAAGGAUAUUCGUCCUCUAGGCGGACGUCCAUUACUCUACUGGACUAUGCAUGCCUUACAGGACUCGGAAAUUGUGGAUGAACUUUGGGUGUCUACUGAUCAUGAUGAUAUUGAACGUGUGGCUCGAAAGGGAGGAGCUAAAGUACAUCGACGUGGACCUGAAGUGUCUAAAGAUACGAGCACAUCCGUUGAGAUAAUCAAGGAAUUUCUUAUGGCUCAAAAGCCAGAGUGUGAUAUACUUGUUCUUCCUCAAGCUACUUGCCCUUGCAUCAAACCAGAGCAUUUCCUGGAAAUGAUGGAUAAGUAUGAAAACGGUUCCUAUGACUCAUUGUUUACCGUCGUUCGUCUGCAUCUGUUUCGCUGGCAAGAAGUGUGUAUCGGUGAGAGCUCAAAACCGAUCAAUCUGGAUCCAUACAAUCGUCCUCGCCGCCAGGACUGGAAUGGUGAGCUGUACGAAAACGGAGCCAUUUAUAUUACUCAAAAAGAUCUACUAGUCAAAGACGGUGUACUGCAAGGAGGCAAAGUCGGAUGCUAUGAAAUGCAGCCACAUCUGUUUGUUGACAUCGAGUCCCUUGAUGACUGGCCGAUUGCAGAAAGUCGCGUUCGUAAGUACGGCUAUAAGCCUCAAAAAGGAAAAGACAAAACACUCAAAAUCAAACUGUUAGUGAUUGACGCCGAUGGAACACUUUCUGAUGACCACGUUUAUAUUGCCGAUGAUGGGCAAGAGAGUCAUUCUUAUAGCAGCAUUGACUCGGCUGCUAUUUGGGAAAUGAAGAAGUUAGGUGUCGAUGUUCGUAUUAUAGCGAGCAGUAAAGCAAAUUCACACGUGCAUCGAGCGGAGCAGAUGGGCUGCAUUAUUAGUACAGGAUGUACACAAAAACUGGCGCAACUAGACAAAUGGAGACAGGAAUUAGGUUUUGAUUGGACACAGGUGGCGUAUUUUGGUGCCGAUUUGUCUGAUUUGGAUUGUAUAAAGAGUGCCGGUGUUGGUGGGACGCCAGCCAAUUCUGACCCUGAAGUGUAUCAGUAUGCAGACUAUAAUACAUUGUCGACUGGUGGCAAUGGCGCGAUUGGUGAUUUCUGCAAGUAUUUGAUCAAGACCUGCUGCAUUUCUGAAAAAUCAGUUGAUGAGAAAUAAAUUGCAACUUGGACUUUUAUGUCGAACAUGUCGCCUAGAGUUACUAUUCAGUGGAUAGAAUUGAUAUUAAAUCUGCUGCCUCGUUUUUGAUUCUUUUUACGUCGAAAAUCAAAACCAUUUAAUGUACGUUUGUAUUGAAUAGACGAUUUGAAAGCUACACAAACACGUGACCUACUGUUGUUUGAAAUCACGUAAUGGUAU